Molecule: messenger RNA, 1560 nt
Organism: Photinus pyralis (common eastern firefly)
Lineage: Eukaryota; Metazoa; Arthropoda; Insecta; Coleoptera; Lampyridae
Gene: eas
Product: ethanolamine kinase
Exons: 8
Coding region: 386-1438 (350 amino acids)
Biological process (GO): phosphatidylethanolamine biosynthetic process
Cellular component (GO): cytoplasm
Molecular function (GO): ethanolamine kinase activity
Source: RefSeq, a predicted model, not a curated record
ACGUGCCGCACCAUUCAAUAUAAAAUGACUUGCGCGUUUGUAACAAAUCGUUUUCUAGUAUUCGCUUGAUAGUGACGUAGUAUUUAACACGUGUUUUUUGCUUUAAAAGAUAGCGAUAAGCGGAGUUAAUAUUUUUUUUUAUUUUUUAAGUAGGAAAAUUGAUAAACGCGUUAACAGUACCCAAUUUGUGUUGUAAAAAGUUCUUACAUAAACAAUUUUUGACCCUGCAGCAUCGUUUAAAUCGCUCUUUGGACGUAAAGGUAAUCGCAAUAAAAUAAUCAGAUAACGUACUUCCGGAUAAAGUAGAUAGGAGUAUUUGAUAAACACCUAUACGCAUAUGCUUAAAAUAUCACUGAAUAUUGAAUGGUGAACAGAAACUGAAGAAAUGGAGGGGUCAAACGGCGUGCCGCAUUUAAAACUAUCGGUCGAUGAAAAUAGGCUGACAGAAGGCGCGCGAAAAAUUAUAGAAGAAAUAAGGCCUUUUUGGAAUUUGGAAAACGUACAAUUUGAUGUAUUAACAAAUGGCUACACCAAUAAAUUAAUACGAUGUCGCGAAGAAAACGGUCCCCCUCAUGAAGCUGUACUUGUACGUGUUUAUGGAAAUAAAACUGAGUUAAUGAUAGACAGAAAUGCGGAAAAGAGAACCAUUCUGAUAUUAAACAACUUAGGAUUACCACCGCGCCUGUAUGCAAGCUUCGAGAAUGGUCUAGCUUAUGAGUAUAUACCUGGUAGAACAUUAAAUUGCAAUACGAUUAGGCAACCUGAAAUUUACAAACUAAUUGCAACACAUCUAGCUUACAUGCAUAAGGUACAAUUACCUAAUGAUCUUGCAAAAAAACCUAUGCUAUGGGAAAAAUUAGAAGAUUUCUUCAACAUGUUACCAGAGACCUUUUCGGACAGUGCAAAACAUGAGAGGUACAACGCUACUAUAAUGCCACGUUGUAAAAUGCAAGAUGAAAUUAACAUGCUCAAAAAGAAAUUAAUAAAACUCAACAGCCCACUCGUUUUCACCCACAACGACUUGCUACUUAAUAACAUUAUUUAUUCUCAAGAGAAAGGAAGUGUCGAAUUUAUAGAUUUUGAAUACUCAGGAGUAAAUUACCAAGCCUUUGACGUUGGAAAUCAUUUUAAUGAAUUCGUCGGUUUCGAAAAUAUCGAUUAUUCGAAUUACCCGGAUAAGGAGUUGCAAUGGAACUGGCUGCGAGCGUACUUAUCCGAAUUACACAACUCUGAAGAGAUUUCUGAUAGGGAUAUUCACAAAUUGUAUGUACAGGCGAACAAAUUCGCACUGGCGUCGCACAUGUUUUGGGGUGUUUGGGCUCUCUUACAAGCCGAAUAUUCGACUAUAGAUUUUGAUUUUAUGGGAUAUGCGGCGAUCAGACUGAAUGAGUACGCGGCAAAAAAGGAGGCCUUUUUGGCUUUAAAUUAUCUCAGUUAAUGAACGGUUUAUCACAUUCAUUGAAAUAGAUCUGAUUCCAUUUUUUACAUUGCAAUACGAAAGCUAUAUUAUCCGAAAAUGAUUGGUAAAUUAUGAAAAAUUACAAGAGAAAACUUUCUAAA